Molecule: messenger RNA, 3474 nt
Organism: Panicum hallii
Lineage: Eukaryota; Viridiplantae; Streptophyta; Magnoliopsida; Poales; Poaceae
Exons: 5
Molecular function (GO): nucleic acid binding; zinc ion binding
Source: RefSeq, a predicted model, not a curated record
AUGGCAGGAAAUGAAGAUUCCCCUUCUCACACUGUGUCUGCACAAGAAAUUCAGGAAGUGCGUGCACAAAUGCAACAAUUGAUGCAAGGGAUGCAAGCGCUUCAACGAUCACUACAGCAGCAACAUGGGGAGCAUCCACCUCAUGAUGAUGAACACAUUGAGGAUGAUGAUCAACAUGCCGGUGGCGGUGGUGGUGGUCGUGGCCGAGGAUUCGCUGCUGGUUUUGAUAACUUUGCAGGUGGCCGUGGCCGAGGAUUUGCUGCUGGUUUUGGUCGUGCACGACGUGUUCCUGUUGGGCAUCCUCCUGAUCUUGAUGCUGAAACAUUUUCAAAUUAUAGUGCUGAACAUGGAGGUGAUCCUUAUGGUCGCCGUGGUGCAUAUGAUGAUCAUGGUGGUGAUAACUUUGGCCGUUUUGGAGCCCGUGGUCGUUAUGGUGAUCACCGUCGACGUCAUCAUGAACGACGUCACAAUGAUGAUGGUUUGGGCAAGGUUAAAGUGUCCAUUCCUCCAUUCAGCGGCAAGGAGAAUGCUGAUGAUUACUUUGAAUGGGAAACCAAAGUGGAGCAACUAUUUGAUUUGUAUGAAUACCCUGCUGAAAAGAAGGCAAAGCUUGCAGCCAUUGAGUUUAAAGGUUAUGCCAUAACUUGGUGGAAUCAGGUCCGUACUGAAUAUCAAAGAGUUGGGCAUGAUCGUAUAACUUGGGAAGACAUGAAGAGGGAAAUGAGACGUCGUUUUGUUCCUGCAUAUUAUUCUCGUGAUCUACAUUUGAAACUGAAACGUCUUGUGCAAGGUACUCGCAGUGUUGAUGAAUAUUUUCAGGAAUUGGAAAUGUGCUUACUUCGUACAGGGAUAACUGAGGAUGAGGAAUCAACAAUGGCUCGGUUUUUGGUUGGCCUCAAUAAACCCAUUGCUGAUAAAGUGGAUAUGACAAAUUACACUUGUCUCACUGAGUUGGUUCAUUUUGCAAAGAGGGCUGAACGACAAGUUGCUACGUCUUACAAAUACAAUGCUUCAUGGCGUCAUUCCCAACAGCAAGGGGAUGUCACUCCUCAAUUCCAACAGCAAGGAGCUGCAACGCCCAAAUCCUCAUCUCGUGGAACAAAUAGAUCCAUUCCACCUUCUUCCAAACAAUUGGAUACGAAAGGUAAAGCUGUGAGUUCAAAUCAGCCCACUUCUUCUACUGCAGCCACCCAACGCAAGACAAGCAAGAUUGAGUGUUUUAAGUGUGGUGGUCAUGGGCAUAAACAAGCUGAAUGUCCCAAUCGUCGUACUAUUAUUGCCCUUGCUGAUGGUUCUUAUGAUUCACAAAGUGAAGAGGAGGAUGAGCUUACCAAUGUAUUUUCAGAUUUUAAUCUUGACACUUGUGAGUAUUCAGCAGAGGAUGGUACAUUUGAGCUAGGUCUGAAUUGUUUAGCAAUUCAACCUAUUUCAACUUUUGCUCACAAUGACAUGUUACAAGAUGUUAUUUCUCCAUCUUCUGACGAGAUUACUAGUGCUGAUUUUGAUGAGUUGCUUGCUGAUUUUCCUGAUUUCGAGCCUUCUACAAUGAAUACACCAUCUCCUUCUUUGGUGGUUAGGAGAGUUCUUUCCACUCAGUUUGUUGCUGCGGAACAAGGACAAUGCCAUAAUUUAUUUCAGUCCCGAUGCAAAGUACAAGGCCAAGUGUGCCGUUUCAUCAUAGAUGGUGGGAGCUGCAAUAAUAUUGUUAGUGCUUUGCUUGUUGAGAAGCUUGGUUUGCAGCCACGUCGCCAUCCACAUCCGUACCAUAUGCAAUGGCUGAAUAAUUCCGGGAUAGUUAAGGUUUCAGCCAUGAUUCGUUUGUCAUUUUCCAUUGGUGAUUAUCAUGGAGAGGUGGAUUGUGAUAUUGUCCCCAUGCAAGCAUGCCAUUUGCUGCUUGGUCGGCCCUGGCAAUUUGAUGUGGACUCAGUGCAUUUUGGACGGUCUAACAAAUACACUUUCAUUCACAAUGACAAGAAGGUGGUUCUUGUUCCAUUAUCUCCAGAGGAGAUACAUACUUCAGAUAUGGCUCGCAAGAAAAGAGAGGAAUCAGACAAAAGAAAAUUGAGUGAGACCCCCAACCCAAGUAAGGGAGAGAUCCCAAAGAAAGAUGGCUCUUGGCGUAUGUGUGUUGAUUGUCGUGCUAUCAAUGCUAUAACUGUUCGAUAUCACCAUCCCAUUCCACGACUUGAUGACAUGUUAGAUGAAUUGAGUGGUUCUAUCAUUUUCACCAAAAUAGAUUUGCGUAGUGGUUAUCAUCAAAUCCGCAUGAAACUUGGUGAUGAAUGGAAAACAGCGUUUAAAACUAAAUUUGGUCUCUAUGAAUGGCUUGUGAUGCCAUUUGGCUUGACAAAUGCUCCUUCAACUUUUAUGCGCUUAAUGAAUCAUGUUUUACGAGCUUUCAUUGGCAAGUUUGUUGUUGUUUAUUUUGAUGAUAUUCUGAUCUAUAGCAAAUCAUUUGAUGAACAUCUUGAUCAUAUCCAUCAAGUACUUGCUGUUUUGAGGGAAGAGAAAUUGUAUGGCAACAUUGCUAAGUGCACCUUUUGCACAGACCGUGUUGUUUUCCUUGGCUUUGUUGUUUCCGCAGAUGGUAUUCAGGUUGAUGAAGAGAAGGUUAAAGCAAUAAAGGAUUGGCCUACACCGGUAAAUGUGAGCCAAAAGGAUGUUCCAUUCAAGUGGGGAGAUGAACAAGACCAAGCCUUCAAUGAGCUGAAAACAAAGCUUUGUGAAGCACCGCUGCUACAACUUCCUGAUUUUGGUAAGACAUUUGAGAUCGAAUGUGAUGCAAGUGGUAUUGGCAUAGGAGGUGUACUGCUGCAAGAAGGUAAACCUGUUGCCUACUUUUCUGAAAAGUUAAAUGGUCCACAUCUGAAUUACUCGGUUUAUGACAAAGAGCUUUAUGCCUUAGUUCGUGUUUUGGAAGUUUGGCAACAUUACUUGUUACCUAAAGAAUUUGUAAUCCAUUCUGAUCAUGAAGCUUUGAAAUAUCUUAAAAGUCAAGGCAAGCUGAACCGUCGACAUGCUAAAUGGAUUGAGUUCAUUGAAACGUUUCCCUAUGUUGUCAAACAUAAGCGUGAAGCACAUGCAGGUGGACUAGCUGUCCAUUCUACAACAAACUCUUGUCCAUUUGAAAUUGUUUAUGGGUUUAAACCGCAUACUCCCAUGGAUCUUUUGCCUUUACCAUUACAGGAACAAGUUAACUUGGAUGCCACAAAAAGAUCAGACUUUAUCAAGCGGUUACAUGCGGAGACAAGAAAGAAUAUUGAGAAGAAAUCAGCACAAUAUGCAAAGCAAGCAAACAAAGGUAAGAAGAAGGUUACAUUUCAGCCAGGAGAUCUUGUAUGGUUGCAUCUACGAAAGGAUCGCUUUCCCCAACAGCGUAAGAGUAAGUUAUCUCCUCGGGGUGAUGGUCCGUUCAAGGUUCUCCAAAAGAUAAAUGAUAAUGCUUACAAAAUUGAGCUGCCACCUGAAUAUUCC